Ornithodoros turicata is the source of this 1160-nucleotide messenger RNA. It is a transcript of the gene Gpa2, whose product is annotated as thyrostimulin alpha-2 subunit-like. The transcript has 6 exons. The record is from RefSeq and is a predicted model, not a curated record. NCBI's taxonomy places the organism in Eukaryota, Metazoa, Arthropoda, Arachnida, Ixodida, Argasidae. Gene Ontology annotation, molecular function: hormone receptor binding. Bases 242 to 628 code for a protein of 128 amino acids. Gene Ontology annotation, biological process: cell surface receptor signaling pathway.
AAGAACCGCCCAAACGUGCGUUCAGCAAGUGGCUCCCUUUCGCGGUACACACAGCAGACGACAUGUGCGGCCGCGGAUGGUGGUGCCAUCUGCCAUACUCCCGGGAUAUCUUCGGAAGCUGCUGGCACUCGCGCGCUUCAAGAAACGUCCCGCGCUAAAAUCAUCUUUCCGAUCACAAAAACCAUUAAGGAACUUCAAUAUUGUUUCUGUGUUUGGGCUGGCAUAAGCAACCGUGUAAAGCAUGCUGGAAUACAAAAUGUUGCCAUCUGUUUGGUCUCUCGCCCUGCUGUUUGUUGUUGUUGCUGUAGUUGCUCCUACUUACGCCUCUUUUUGGGAGAGGCCCGGAUGUCACAAAGUCGGUCAUACCCGACGCAUUAGCAUUCCUGACUGCGUAGAGUUCGACAUCACGACCAACGCCUGCCGAGGCUUUUGCACUUCCUACUCCAUUCCUUCGCCCGAAUACACACUCAGGAUGAAUCGAAACCAGGCUGUGACGUCCUUUGGUCAGUGCUGCAACAUCAUGGACACCGAAGACGUGAAAGUCCAGGUGCGGUGUUUGGACGGCCAUAAAGACCUGGUGUUCAAGUCAGCAAAGACGUGCUCCUGUUUUCACUGCAAGAAGAAUUAACAUCCUAUUAAUUCUUCGUAAACAGGGCUUGUGUAUAUCCUCGUGUUAUUUUGUUUUGUUUUGAACAUGCUUCGUGAUAUCACCUCAGACUGAAAAAUGCAUUUCACCGUUUGAAUUAGCGUUUGAAUAUUUGAUCAUUUGACUUUCCCCAUAGCUUGGUUCCCGACCUACAGUUAAAGCAGUGUUUUUAGGGCAGCUCGGAGCGUGAAUGGAAAUUUCAUGGCCUGCGAGAACGUUUGGCACAUUCCUUCUUCCUCUCAAGCGAAAUUGGAAACUUCAGCACACAAUUUUACGAGCCCACAAUUCAGCAUAGCACUUAAACUCACGUCACCUAUCUCGCAUUCCAGCAGUCUUAAAAUAAUAUUGCCUCUUGCGGCACCAGGACCGCACCACAUAAAUUAAUGUAUUUUUGUCGUAUAAUGUCAUUUGUGUUGUUCCUUCCAGAGCGUCACGGAGGAUGUGUAAUUUGUGUGAUUUUCUUACGGUGUCAUUACGUGUAAUUUGAUCUGUUUCAAUAAACUUAUUACUUCUA